UCCCUCUUUUAGCCCGGGGCGCCGCCGGGCUCCCAUCCCGAUGCGCGCAAACGAACAAGGCAGAGUUCACGGGCUCAGCUCACUCAGCGCGCCGCCUCGCCUCCUAUGCUCCCCCCUUUCACCGGAGAAAAAGGUGCUCUGAAUCUUCUCGUCUUCCUCGGUUCAGGGACGCCGGGGGAUUCCUCCUCGCCCCCUUCAACGGAAUGGUGGGGUCCGACGCGCUGCAGGCCAUCGUCUACGCCCGCGGGUCGCUCCGCCUCCUCGAUCAGAGGAAGCUGCCGCUCGAGGUGGACUACGUCGACGUCAAGGACUCCGCCGAUGGCUGGAAUGCAAUCAGAGACAUGGUUGUCCGUGGUGCUCCGGCAAUAGCAAUAACAGCAGCGCUAGCAUUAGCCGUGGAAGUUUCUGAUUUAGAUUUCACUGGUACUCCUGCAGAAGCAGCUUCUUUUGUUUCCAAAAAACUGGAAUACCUUGUAUCCAGCCGCCCAACUGCAGUGAACCUAUCUGAUGCUGCAACAAAACUUCAGACUUUGGUGUCAAAGACAGCUGAAAAUGCGAAAGAUGCCAAGGCUAUCUUUCAGGUCUACAUUGAGGUUGCAGAGACCAUGCUUAUUGAUGAUGUGGCAGAUAAUAAAGCUAUUGGCUCACAUGGCUCAUUGUUUCUUCAAAGGCAGCUUGGAAAUUCAAAAAAUAUCUCUGUUCUGACCCAUUGUAAUACGGGCAGCCUUGCAACUGCUGGUUAUGGAACUGCCCUUGGGGUUAUUCGUGCUCUUCAUUCUGCUGGAGUUUUAGAGAAAGCGUUUUGCACUGAAACUCGUCCAUUUAACCAGGGAUCCAGGCUUACAGCCUUCGAGUUGGUUCAUGAGAAAAUACCUUCAACACUAAUAGCAGAUUCUGCUGCUUCUGCACUGAUGAAACAAGGGCGUGUUCAGGCAGUCAUUGUUGGUGCUGAUCGUAUAGCAGCAAAUGGUGACACGGCCAACAAGAUUGGCACAUACAACCUUGCCAUUUCUGCAAAGCAUCAUGGUGUCCAGUUCUAUGUGGCAGCGCCUGUAACUUCCAUUGAUCCCGCGCUCCCAUCUGGGGAAGAAAUUGUCAUAGAGGAAAGGUCGCCCAAGGAGUUGCUGAACUCUGAAGGUGGUCUUGGAAAGCAAGUUGCUGCAUCCGGUAUAUCAGUCUGGAACCCAGCUUUCGAUGUUACUCCAGCAAACCUGAUUACUGCAAUCAUAACAGAGAAGGGUGUGAUCACAAAAACUGAUGCUGAUGGAGCUUUCGACAUCAAAGCUUUCAUUCAGUCUGCGAAAUAAUGCUAUUUAGCAAGCCUCAUUUUUGUAUGACAAAUGUGUGGAGCACCUCAUUUACUCAUACAAUAAAACUGCUCCAGUGAGGCUCAUGUUGUAACAAGGAUGUGUCCAUGAGCAUUGGAAGUAAUAAAGACUUUUCUUGUUGCUUAAACAAAACACAGGAGUUCUGCUCGUCCAUCAAA
Molecule: messenger RNA, 1486 nt
Organism: Panicum virgatum (switchgrass)
Lineage: Eukaryota; Viridiplantae; Streptophyta; Magnoliopsida; Poales; Poaceae
Product: methylthioribose-1-phosphate isomerase-like
Exons: 9
Coding region: 204-1307 (367 amino acids)
Molecular function (GO): S-methyl-5-thioribose-1-phosphate isomerase activity
Source: RefSeq, a predicted model, not a curated record